AUGGCCGCGCCUACAGAGCAGCGCAUUGCUGUUCCCAUUGACGAUCCCAAUGCCGACACAGAAUGGAAUGAGAUUCUGCGCAAGCAUGGAGUCAUCCCUGAGAAACCUCCUUCCCCUACUCCCAUGAUCGAAGAGGCCAUCCUCGAAGGCCGGAGAAUAGCACACGAGAACCGACUGGAAGGCAAGGACCUCGACGAACUAGAUGAGCUGGAAGACCUCGAGGAUGAAAUGUUCCUCGAGUCGUACAAGCAGAAGAGAAUGCAGGAGCUCAACAACCUGACCAAGAAAGCCAUCCACGGCAGCGUUUACCCGUUAUCGAAACCAGAUUAUCAACGGGAGGUGACCGACGCUUCAAAGAACGGACCCGUCUUUGUCAACAUGACAUCUUCCAUGGGCACCAACAUCGAGUCCAGAGUCUUGUCAGAGCUAUGGCGCCAGGCAGCAAAAGAAUACGGUGAUGUCAAAUUCUGCGAGAUCCAAGCCGCAAAAGCCAUCGAAAAUUACCCGGACAAGAACUGUCCCACUAUCCUGGUCUACCGCAAUGGCGACAUUGUCAAACAGAUUGUGACCCUCAUGACCGUUGGAGGUGUUCGCAUGGGCAUGAUGGAAAUCGACAACUUGUUGGUUGAAGUUGGCGCCGUGGAGGAAAAGGACAUGAGAGUAGUGAAGAGGAAGCGCGCCGCUGAAGAUGCUCGGGAAGAACAACUGAUGGGCAAGACCGGCCUCAGGAGUGGAAACCUACGCCAUGCUACGGUCGACGAUGACGACGACGAUUGGGAAUGA
Messenger RNA from Pestalotiopsis fici W106-1, 783 nucleotides. RefSeq lists its product as uncharacterized. The record is from RefSeq and is a predicted model, not a curated record. Gene Ontology annotation, cellular component: cytoplasm. Gene Ontology annotation, biological process: protein folding. The transcript has 2 exons. Lineage: Eukaryota; Fungi; Ascomycota; Sordariomycetes; Amphisphaeriales; Sporocadaceae. Bases 1 to 783 code for a protein of 260 amino acids.